UCACAACUUAUGGAACAAAAGUAUGUGUUUAAGUUUGGUUUUUGUUUUGUUAAAGAAUCAAACUUAAACUAGUAUUUAAAUAACGAACUCAAUUAGAGUAUGUUUGGAUGCAAUGAUUUCAAAUACAUAAUAACAAAUCCCUUGAACUUAUAAACCCUAGGCAGUAGAACGAAACAGAAAACGACGUCGUCUCGCUUCAUAAAUCAUAAUAAUAGAGUUCACUGCCCCGAAGGCCUGAGUUGCGAAGCCAAAUUAAAAACUCCAGCGCCAUCGAUUUAGCUUCGUUCGUCUUCUCCUCAAAACACACACACACAGUAGAAUGGUAUACGUGGCAUCGUGGGACGAUUUUCUAGAAAAAUCCCUUCUUUUGUUUCGCUCCCAACCCGAUCAAACUCGUUACUCGACGAAAUACAGGCAUUGCGAUGGCAAGUUGGUUCUCAAAGUCACUGAUGAUAAGGAGUGUAUAAAAUUCAAGACAGACCAAGCACAGGAUGCUAGAAAGAUGGAGAAGCUCAAUAACAUAUUCUUUACCCUGAUGGCUAACGGACCUCAAGCGGAUAUAUCUGAAGUCGGUGUAAAAGAACAAAUAGAGGCACAGCCAGCCAAGAAAGGAAGAGGAAGGAAACAAUAAUACUUGAUUAAUAGUUUUUCAAAGAAACACAUUGUUUGGGAAAAUGGAAAUAAUACGACAAAACAUUUUUCCCGAUCCUGUUCGUUUUUUCUUGCAAAGGAAUUUUUGCUCGAUAAUUUGACUUUCUUUUAUCUAGUUAAAUUAUGUUGUGGUGUGUGUGUGUGUAUAUAUAAUUUCUCACUGAGAAACUAAAGGUGAUUUUAAAGAGUUCAAAUCUUGUU
This is a messenger RNA of Erythranthe guttata (spotted monkey flower), 852 nucleotides long. Its product is annotated as signal recognition particle 9 kDa protein. The record is from RefSeq and is a predicted model, not a curated record. Lineage: Eukaryota; Viridiplantae; Streptophyta; Magnoliopsida; Lamiales; Phrymaceae. Gene Ontology annotation, biological process: SRP-dependent cotranslational protein targeting to membrane. Gene Ontology annotation, molecular function: 7S RNA binding. Gene Ontology annotation, cellular component: signal recognition particle, endoplasmic reticulum targeting.